Messenger RNA from Priapulus caudatus, 1561 nucleotides. RefSeq names its product calcium-binding mitochondrial carrier protein Aralar2-like. Gene Ontology annotation, molecular function: L-aspartate transmembrane transporter activity; calcium ion binding; L-glutamate transmembrane transporter activity. The transcript has 18 exons. Bases 26 to 1561 code for a protein of 511 amino acids. Gene Ontology annotation, biological process: malate-aspartate shuttle; L-glutamate transmembrane transport; aspartate transmembrane transport. The record is from RefSeq and is a predicted model, not a curated record. Lineage: Eukaryota; Metazoa; Priapulida; Priapulimorpha; Priapulimorphida; Priapulidae.
CAUCCAAUCAUAAAGCACUGUUCAAAUGACCAUCAUGGCAGCGCCCAGUGAUAAUUUACGCUCUCUCUUCAAUAAAGUACAAAAGCACAUCACACUUUUACGGGGCAAGGUACUUCCUACAGCAUUGUGCGAGUUUGCGGCGAAGACAGAACGGGCGGAUCCAGAUGCACUACGAGAGGUUUUCCUGAAGUACACGUCUGUGGAGAAGAAUGGGGAGCGGUUUAUGACACCGGAUGAUUUCGUUCGCGGCUACCUGGGACUGUACGCGGAGGAGAACUACAACAAGGAGACUGUCACCUUCCUCGCCAGCGCUGCAGAUUACACGAAGGAUGGCCUCAUAUCGUUCGAUGAGUUUCACUCGUUUGAGGGCAUCCUCACCGCGCCGGACGCGAUGUACCUGUUUGCGUUCCAGCUGUUUGAUACGAACGGCUCGGGCGGGGUCUCCUACGGCGAGUUUCAAGAGAUCUUUAGCCACACAGAUCUUCACAAACAGAUCCCGUUCAACUUUGACACAAACUUCGUCAAGAAUCAUUUCGGCGAGGAAAAGAUGCGAAGCGUCAACUACUACGAGUUUUCGCAGCUGCUGCACGUCGCGGGACGAGUUCCUGCAUCAUGCUCAGGAUGUUCACCAGGUGACGCACUCAAGAUCGCCAUACUCUUCCAGUCUCGCACAGCAGGAGAUCCCACGGGGCGGCUGACGUACCAGGACAUCAUGAAGAUUGCUCCACUAGUUGUAGAGAAGAUGCCCUACAGUCUUAUACAGGUGCAAGCUGUAUCGGAUCCAUCCGAGAGGAGCUUCCUCAUCCAGGUCCUCGAGAACGCAUACAGGUUCACGCUCGGCGCCAUUGCCGGUGCGAUGGGAGCGUCGGCGGUGUACCCGAUCGACCUCGUAAAGACGCGACUGCAGAACCAGCGGUCGGCGUUCGUCGGUGAGGUCCUCUACAAGAACUCGUUCGACUGCUUCCGCAAGGUGCUGCGCCAUGAAGGUGUGCUGGGUCUCUACAGAGGUCUAUUACCACAGCUGGUCGGCGUAGCACCUGAGAAGGCCAUCAAGCUGACAGUCAAUGAUUUGGUGAGGGAUAAAUUCAGGCGUCCGUCCGGAGAAAUCGCACCAUGGUCGGAAAUCAUAGCUGGAGGUUGUGCUGGCGGCUCUCAAGUGAUGUUCACCAACCCGCUCGAGAUUGUCAAGAUUCGCCUCCAGGUGGCAGGCGAGUUCUCGUCCGCCGGACCCCGGAUCGGCGCGCUCAGCGUCAUACGAGAUCUUGGAUUCCUGGGCCUCUACAAGCUUCUCGCUGACGCCACGGCGAAGAUGCUGCUGGCCGACGAGAACGGACACAACGCCCCCUGGACGCUGUUUACCGCCGGCUUCAUCGCAGGCAUGCCGGCGCCGUCACUGACCACACCCGCGGAUGUCAUCAAGACGCGGUUACAGGUGCAGGCUCGCGCCGGACAGACCGUCUACACGGAGUAUCGACUGUGCUUCCGCGAAGAUCUCUGGAGAGGAAGGCGGCAAGGCGUCUGGAAGGGCGUCCGAUGUGACAGGAGUCUAUCAAAGAUGUAA